UUUUUGACUGGUGAAAAAUCGUAGUAGAAAGAUAUUUUUCAAGUGAAUAAUAUGGAUGACAGUUUUGUUAUCUUUUUUGUGGAGACCGCGUGAAGGCGUUUCCUGGUAUAGGGCGCCUGCUCUGCGGGUAGGAUGCGGCGGCAUGCACCGCAUCUUGCUGCUAAUGGCGGUACUCACCAGGGCCAUCGCACCACCAACUAGUGCCACUGAAUCCGACACGGAUCCAACAACUCCAUCAAAAGCAACUAUGACCCCUCCGAUUAUAUUCCGGAGUGGCGUGAGACUACCCACGUCGAAACCCAGGCGUCAGCAAAUGAAGCAAGGGAAAGGAGACUCGCCCAUGCUGAACUACAUCUUCGACUCAUAUGCGACUAAUAAUAAGCACUUCCAUGACAAAUUCCGAGCCCCGUCAUUCGAAGGAGACGUGACGUCAGACGACACGCUAGAUGCCGAUACUGGUGCGACUGUCGUGUUCGAUUGUCGUGUUACCGCUUUGAGAGACAAAAGGGUUUCGUGGCUGCGAGUUUCCGAUGAUGAGAACUUGGAGCUGCUUACACUAGACUUAGACACGCAUACUGCAGAUCCAAGGUACAGAGUGGAUCUGGCUGGAGACAACUGGAAGCUGGCUCUCUCGGACGCGAAAGUGCAAGACUCCGGCAUAUACUGCUGUCACGUGUCAACACACCCGCCGAUGUUGAGGCGGGUGCGCUUGACUGUACAUCCACCGGAAAUAACCAUGAGCAAAGAGACCUUCCUAGAGACAGGAGAGACGCUCUCCCUCAAAUGCGCCGUAUUGCAUCUCCACUCUCACGAUGCAGCCCCGACGCUGAACUGGUACAGAGGCAACAGUACAGUCCCCCUCGAUGAAAUCAGGGGAGGAGUGUUGGUUGAGACCGACCAUCUGACUAUGACUAGUCAUUUACAGGUGGCAAGGUUGAAAGUCGACGACGCUGGCAACUACACCUGCUCGCUACAUUCGCCCCUUCGCAUGAAAGCUAUUGCUAGAGUACAUGUUCUACAAGGUUCCAGCUUGGCCGAGCUACAAAGCGGCGUGAAGACUAAAUCGAGCUACACGAGCCUAUUAUUAUCGAUGCUGCUUGUGCUUGUCAUGCGCUACGAAGACAGGUGACCUACUUAGACGGCUUAGGUACGCUAGUGAUUGGUUCUACGUGUUAUCGAAUCGGCUGCGUUCUUACUAAGUUGUAGCGACAUGUAACAAGUAACAGAACAUCGGCAGAGCCUAACGACACAUGCCUACUGAAGCUACUGGCCCCGUAGCCGAAUGGCAUUUCUCCGACGCGAAACGAAACCGAAACACCGCGAAAGACAGUCUGGCUCUGUCACGCCAAUCCUCAAGAGCGAUAGAGAUAGACAUCUACGAGCGUUUCGUUACGUGAGCGUUUGUGCCAUUCGACUACGUACCCUGGUUGGAUCCCAAACCAGCCUAGCGUAUCGUAGUGAAGCGACAGAGCCAGACUGCGAUUCGAUCGCCAAGUAGUGCCAACGAUUGUCAUUUUAGCUAGGCCGGCAGGCCUCGCUCAAAUGGUAUCACCGGGCCUGCGACGCAAAACGCCACCGAAACGCCUGUAGUCUGGCUUUGUCGCGCCAAUGCGCAAGAGCGAUAGAGAUAGAUAGCUACGAAAGAGAUAUUAUCGUGAGCGUUUCGUGAGCGUUUGUGAAUUCGGCUACGCAUACAGGGGUCAGGCGGUUGGGUAACGAUCGGUAGCACAGAGCUGGUUGUAGCGGCCCAGAUUUCCAUAAAUCGACGAUCACCAUAUGGGAGGCAUAGAAAGAUAGCAUUGAGGUGGAACAAUUAACAUCAAAAGUAGCGGAUCGAUGACGCUUCAGAAGUACCUAAAUAUCAUUCUGAAGCCGCUAAAGAAGGAUGUCAGAUAAUUUUGGUGCGUUGUUUCAUCCAGUACUAUUCUGCCCUCUUAAGCCGAAAAGCGCUACCUCAAAGGAAAAUUCAUAGCCAACUUAUACUUAUUUUCCCGGAGCUGUAAGUCCCUCUUUUUGACACAUGACAGCGUCCACAAAACGUAAACUCGCGCGACCUAAUGAAAUUUUGAAUAAAAUC
Molecule: messenger RNA, 2077 nt
Organism: Leguminivora glycinivorella
Lineage: Eukaryota; Metazoa; Arthropoda; Insecta; Lepidoptera; Tortricidae
Product: leucine-rich repeats and immunoglobulin-like domains protein 1
Exons: 9
Coding region: 56-1129 (357 amino acids)
Biological process (GO): synapse organization
Cellular component (GO): neuron projection membrane
Source: RefSeq, a predicted model, not a curated record